CAUGCCUUGCCUGGUGAUAUUAAAGAAUGAGAAAAUUUUGCUUCGUAUAGGAUGAACAUCCAUGUUGAGUCUGCACCAAGGAAGAUGGAAGAAUGUAGGAUUUGCCAUGAUGGUGAUGAUGAUUCUAACAUGGAGGUACCCUGUUCUUGCCGCGGAACCCUCAAGUAUGCACAUCGCAAAUGUGUACAGAGGUGGUGCAAUGAGAAGGGGGACAUCAUCUGUGAAAUUUGCCGCCAGAAUUUUACGCCAGACUACACAGCACCAGCUCCUCUAUUUGGCAGAUUCACAAUGAACACAGUAGGAAACUGGGAUAUUUCCAUGGGUGGGGUUGAUUAUCAUCAUUUUGCUGCAUUGGUUUCUACAGAAGACAAUUUUGUUGAUUAUGAGUCAGAUGAGUAUACAACAUUUUAUCCAAGAAGUUUGAUAUGGUGUCGUAUUGUUGCCAUAACUUUUGUGCUUCUUCUGAUGUUGCGUACAAUGCUGCCAAUAAUCUUUGGUGUUGCUGGAGAUAACUCGGUAACAUUGGUCAUGUUAUCAGUGUUGAAAGCUAUUGGAAUGGUACUGGCAAUCUACGUUUUGGUGAAAGCUUUUAUUGCUGUGCGACAUUGGAGGUAUCAGCAGGAUCCUCAUCACUCAGAGAUAGCCUCAUCAGAUGAAGAAAAUGAAUUUCCAUUACAACAGCGUCAGCACUUCCAAAUUGCUCCAUCAAACGAUGAGAAUGAACUACCACAACAGCCGCCUCAGCCACAUUUUAUACAUGUCCAAUGAACCCCUGGCUUGAAAAAAGACAUCUGAACAACCGCGAAAGUUUCACACUGCGACUUUUAUGGCUCUAUUAUGGAGUAUUCUCAGACAAAUAAAGCAAAGCUGCAACAAAAGAUCAAAUGACCUCCUUUUGAGACAUUUCUAGCUUUGCUUUUAUGACUUGUACUCCAUCCUA
Solanum verrucosum is the source of this 940-nucleotide messenger RNA. RefSeq lists its product as uncharacterized. The transcript has 7 exons. Lineage: Eukaryota; Viridiplantae; Streptophyta; Magnoliopsida; Solanales; Solanaceae. Gene Ontology annotation, cellular component: membrane. The record is from RefSeq and is a predicted model, not a curated record. Bases 52 to 768 code for a protein of 238 amino acids. Gene Ontology annotation, biological process: protein ubiquitination. Gene Ontology annotation, molecular function: ubiquitin-protein transferase activity; zinc ion binding.